Messenger RNA from Beauveria bassiana ARSEF 2860, 597 nucleotides. Its product is annotated as ARP2/3 complex 16 kDa subunit. NCBI's taxonomy places the organism in Eukaryota, Fungi, Ascomycota, Sordariomycetes, Hypocreales, Cordycipitaceae. Gene Ontology annotation, molecular function: actin filament binding. The transcript is spliced from 3 exons. The record is from RefSeq and is a predicted model, not a curated record. Gene Ontology annotation, biological process: Arp2/3 complex-mediated actin nucleation; regulation of actin filament polymerization. Gene Ontology annotation, cellular component: Arp2/3 protein complex; actin cytoskeleton; cytoplasm. Bases 1 to 597 code for a protein of 198 amino acids.
AUGUCCAUCAUCCAGCAGCACACGAGCGCCUCGCUCAGCGAUGCCUGGCGCACAAUCAACAUUGACGCCCUGACCGAGGACUCGAGCGUCAACUUUGACACCUCGACCCUGCACCCGCCGCAGCCCGAAAUCACAGAGGCCGACGUGCGCGGGCUGUCGGGCCAGGUCAGGCAGCUGCUGCGCGGCGGCGAUGCCGAGGGAGCUCUCCGCGGGUGCCUCGAGACGCCGGUAUAUAAUGGGACGGAUGCAGCCAAGGAUGCCCAUCUACAAACAAUCACCGAAGUCUUGCAGUCCAUCAAGGCCAGCGACAUGACGCCGCUGCUGAAGCGCAUCUACGAGUCUCCCGGCGGUAGCGAAUGCCUCGACGUUCUCAUGAAGUACAUCUACAAGGGAAUGGCGACAUCGAACGCCGGACGCGGGGCGAAGGUCACACCUCAGCCCACCGGCGGUUUCAGCCAGUUCGGCGCCCGUCCCGGCGCGUCCAAUGAGCCGGCCUCGGCCGGCAUGAGCGUCAUGCUUAGCUGGCACGAGAAGCUCGUCGAAGUGGCUGGUCUAGGAUGCAUCGGUAGAACAAUGACCGAUUGGCGCCGAGUAUAA